This is a messenger RNA of Exophiala viscosa, 1479 nucleotides long. RefSeq lists its product as uncharacterized. The record is from RefSeq and is a predicted model, not a curated record. The transcript is spliced from 2 exons. The coding region runs from base 294 to 1457 and encodes 387 amino acids. Lineage: Eukaryota; Fungi; Ascomycota; Eurotiomycetes; Chaetothyriales; Herpotrichiellaceae.
AAUUGGCUCACCAUCUUGACGCUGUUCCCAAACUCUGCGGCCGCCCUCGUGGCUGGCUCCAUCUGCUACUUCUGCCACAAUGUGCUGAUUCAAGGCAACCCAACCUGGCAUCGGGUUCAGCGUCAACAUAAGUACGCUGUCUUUCCUGUCUCUCUUACACUUCCCCAGCUCGCAAAACCUCACCGAUUGAACUUUGUCAAUCAUCCACUCUUUUUUGAGCUCGUCUUGAUAUUUCAAGGUCAUAGACCUUAUCCGCUCUUUACAGCAAAUACAUUCGUACUAUUACAGCAAAAAUGCAAUAUCUUGCCUACGCCCUGCCACUGGCCGCUCUGGUCAGUGGUUCCUUUGCUAACCCACUCGAACAACGUGACUCAUGGGGUUCGAGCUCGGCUUCCGAUGCAUGCUUGGCUGCUGUCACCGGCCCGGCUGCUCUUGGUGAUGCUGGCCUUCGAGGAUCACACUGCGCAAGCUUCUUGGUCACCACUGUUACUCCUCCUGCCGUCACCGUCACGUCGACCAUCACCGGCUCUGCAGGCAAGUCCAAUUGGAAGCGCGCCAGCGUGACCGUCUGCCCUAACGAGGUGCCCAACUACGCCAGUGCUUGCGGCACCGCAGCCUACUCCAGCGCCUGCUCGGUAUUUGGCUACACAGUCGAGAAGACCACCACCAUCGCACCAACCACCACCACCAAGACCGUCUACGUUGUUCCUACCGGUCCUGCCACCGUUGUCUCCGGCACAACCUGCCCUGCUGCUGCAACUGUUACCGUCACUGCUGGCGGAAAGGGAUCUGGCUCCGGUGCUUCUACCGUCACCGUCACCGUCACUGAGACAUCCGGCUCUGGCAAGGGAUCGGGCUCCGGCAAAGGCUCUGGCUACUCCACCACUGCUGCCACCACCACUACCUCCAGCGCCGCAUCAUCCACCUGCGUCGUCACCGACGCUCUGGCCAGCGCGAUUGUCGCCAACUUCACCCAAUUGCUCGAGUUCACUUCCUACGCUGGAAAUGCCGAGGAGGGUCUCCCGGCCGGCAGCGGCUACAAGCAGGCUGUCUCGGACGCGACUUUGGCGUCUGAUUUCACCGACACCUCCGACUCCAUCAACUUCAUGGCUGGUUUCCCUCUCGGUUCCGUGACCUUUGCCAGCAAAGCGGCCUUCGACUACGGUCAGGGUGUCUUGCAACCCGAAGUUACCGUCAACACGCUCAACAUCUGGCACGACUGCAGCAGCGUGACCUGGAGAUGGCGCAUCGUUUCCCUUCCUUACCCUGUCAACGGCAUCAAUCACAUGCUCAUCGACUCUGAGGGCAAGGUCCAGAAGAACUACGCCGAGUUCGACAACGGUGCAUGGCUCGAGUCGUUCGGCCAGAAGUGCGCCACCUCCAACGUCACCGUGUCUACCACGGUCGCUACCAAGCGAUCUGUUGACACGGCUCUGCUGCGUGCUGCUCACCAGUAGACACUGCAUGUCUCUGGACGAA